AUGCGGGGAACGAGCAACGAGGGCCAAGAAGAAGCAGAAGAGCACGAGGCCCUCGAGAAUUUGUCACUGGAAGAAAAUAACCCUGCUCCACCUCCUCCUCCUGGCCUUAUCCAUCCGGACAUCAGCUUGGGCCUAGAGCGAUUUUGUGUACCGGUAUUCAAUACGGUCGAUGACACGCGACUCACUGUCGGUAAUUUUGCUUAUACAAAUCGGGUGCUGGACAGCCAGGGAAUUUGCAAGGAGCACAGGACUGUUUUGGUGGAUGGCUGUGUAUGCGGGAGAUCGUGUUUAACUAUGGAUUGCUGUUGCUCUACAAUUCCAUAUUCUGAUGAUGGACGUCUCCCAAUGGAUCAGUUGAACUCUGAAGAAUAUAUCGCCUCGAGCAAAAAUACGGGUGUGAUAUUUGAAUGUGCCGAGGCUUGUGAGUGCUCGCUUCAAUGCGGCAAUCGCGUCGCCCAGAAGGGGGCCGUUCAUCCUGUUCAGAUUUACCGCACCGAAAAGAAAGGCUGGGCUGUCAGAACUGUGGAUGCAUUGCCGAUCGGAACGUUUGUUGGAGAAUAUACAGGCGAGUUGAAAAAUGAGGGCGAUGGCAGCGGAGAGUAUCUUUUUGAGACCAAAAUUGGAGAAAUGUCAUGUACUAUUGAUGCAAAGGUAUUUGGGAACUUUACGCGUUUUGUGAAUCAUAGUUGCUCGCCGAAUCUUUAUGCAACAUCUAUCGUUUGGGAUGACGCGACGGAACCCUACGUACAUAUCUGCUUUUUUACGCUCAACGACGUCGAGCCGGGCGCUGAGCUGACGGUCGAUUAUGGAUCGGAAUGGUGGAGGGAAAAUAUCUAUAAAUUCCCGUGCCGCUGUGGUUCCUCAAACUGCGGGUUUAAUGAGGUGGAACGGGACAAAGUGCUCAUGCUGGCGGAAGGGUCAAUUUCGUCACUC
This is a messenger RNA of Mesorhabditis spiculigera, 933 nucleotides long. NCBI's taxonomy places the organism in Eukaryota, Metazoa, Nematoda, Chromadorea, Rhabditida, Rhabditidae. The record is from the annotation of a GenBank genome assembly.